ACCAAGGUCCGUCUUAGACGAGAUUUUCCCAAUGAAUGAAAAUUUAAAGGACAUGAUCUUAGACGAGUGGACUGACCCCGAGAGGAGACUAGGGGUAUCUCGGGAAUUCAGAAACCGGUUGUUGUUUGAUCCAGCGGACGUCAAAUUAUUUAACGAGACCCCCAAAAUUGACAUCCAAGUGGCGAAAGUAGUUAAGAAGACUUCCCUCCCAUUUGAGGACUCUUCACAACUACAGGACCCAAUGGAAAGGAAAGCCGACUCUCUCCUAAAGAAAUCCUGGGAGACAGCUAUGUUUGGGGUCAAAACCAACAUAGCCGCAACAUCGGUCGCAAGAUCUAUGUGUUUUUGGCUUAACGAACUAGAAGAACAUAUCAAAAACAAGACUCCUAGGGAGGAAAUAUUGAGCUCUAUCCCACUCCUCAAAUCUGCCACGGCCUUCUUGGCGGAUGCCUCGGCGGAAUCGGUGAGGUUCGCCGCUAAGGAUGCGGCCCUCACCAAUUCCGCAAGGAGAGCUUUGUGGAUGAAAGCCUGGGGAGGGGAUAGAGCAUCAAAAGCAAAACUAUGCUCCAUAGUGUUUUCUGGGGAAUACGUUUUUGGACCCGUAUUAGACUCUAUCCUGGAAAAGGCUGCAGACAAAAAAAAGGGGUUCCCGGAAGAGACCAAAAAGAAGCCCUUUCGUUCCUCCAACUCCCAAACUAGACCCUAUAGGGGCAAAGGAAAGGGGGGUAGGUGGAGUUACCAGAAGGGGGGAAAAGGCAGAGGUUUCCUUCUUAACCCCCAAAAUAAAGAUAAACAAUGACGCCAGAGUAGGGGGAAGACUGCGGA
Messenger RNA from Bufo bufo (common toad), 825 nucleotides. RefSeq lists its product as uncharacterized. The record is from RefSeq and is a predicted model, not a curated record. Lineage: Eukaryota; Metazoa; Chordata; Amphibia; Anura; Bufonidae. The transcript is spliced from 2 exons. The coding region runs from base 32 to 799 and encodes 255 amino acids.